Molecule: messenger RNA, 924 nt
Organism: Gordionus sp. m RMFG-2023
Lineage: Eukaryota; Metazoa; Nematomorpha; Gordioida; Chordodea; Parachordodidae
Exons: 4
Coding region: 1-924 (307 amino acids)
Molecular function (GO): DNA binding
Source: RefSeq, a predicted model, not a curated record
AUGUCCAUUAUAGAUUUAGAAGAUUCUAUUGCUUCUACUAUUGAUCUAACAGCAGAUAUAAGUGAGAAUGAGAAUCUUUUACCAUUUUUGAAAUUACGUAAGUAUUUUACUUUAUGUGAAAUGGAUGAAAGCAACUCUUAUAAUAUGAUCAGCACCAAAUGCCGUCUAUGUAAGAAGAUAAUAUCAUCUUCCAAAAUAUCGUCCUCGAACUUAAAGAGACAUUUACAAAAAAAGCACAGUGAAUUUAAAAAUGAGAUUACCAAACACCUCAACGAAUUCUCUACACAAAAAAAUAUAUCACUGCAAAACCAAAGUGGUUCUGGUUGCAAAUCCAGACAAUCUAAAUUAAAUUUUAACAAUCUAAACAUUCCAGCUGUAUCGCAAAAAACAGCAGACAAGGUUAUCAUGAAUUUUAUUAUUGACACCUUCCAACCACUGUCUCUGGUUGAUGAUCCUUCAUUUGAAAAAAUGAUUAAAACUUUUUCUCAUGCGACAAAAAUUAUUUGUCGCCAAACACUGGGCAACAGGAUAUCUACUUCCUUCUCUUAUAUGACGACAAAUCUUAUAAGAGAUUUGUCUGAAGUUUCAUGCACCACUGCUGAUUGUUGGAGUGGGCAUCGAAGGGCUUUUAUUGGACUUACUGCACAUUGGCUGGAUCCGUUAACCCUCAAGAGAAGGUUAGCCGCUUUGGCACUAAGGAGGAUAAUUGGGAGGCAAACAUAUGAUGUUUUGGCCAACGAAAUCAUGGUUUUUGGAGAAAAUGAAGAAGAUAGUAGUGAGGAUAUGGAAUUGAUAAAUUUGGAUGACAUAUUAUCCGUUGAUGACCCAAUUAUUCCUACUAUCAGCCUACCAAAACAUCAACGUUGUUGUUGCCAUAAUCUUAAUCUUAUUGCAACAACAGAUGCGGAGAUGGCAGAUAGUUGA